Pimephales promelas (fathead minnow) is the source of this 1580-nucleotide messenger RNA. RefSeq names its product solute carrier family 25 member 11 (gene slc25a11). The record is from RefSeq and is a predicted model, not a curated record. NCBI's taxonomy places the organism in Eukaryota, Metazoa, Chordata, Actinopteri, Cypriniformes, Leuciscidae.
UCCGCUUGUCGUGCGCGUUCCAGGCGAGUCACCUUGCUGUCCACAACAGCAGAAGUAGACCAGCAGAACAGAAGGUGUCCUACCGAAACCCGAACCAGCACUGCAGCCAUGGCAGCCGCAGCGCACACGGGCAAACCCAAAACCUCGCCCAAAUCUAUUAAGUUUCUCUUCGGUGGCUUGGCGGGGAUGGGUGCAACAGUGUUUGUGCAGCCGCUGGAUCUGGUGAAGAACCGGAUGCAGUUGAGCGGUCAGGGCUCCAAGGCUCGCGAGUACAAGACUAGCUUGCACGCCUUGGCUAGUAUCCUGCGCAACGAGGGCGUCGGGGGCAUCUACACCGGGCUUUCGGCGGGUCUGUUGAGACAGGCGACCUACACCACGACCCGCUUGGGCAUCUACACGGUCCUGUUUGAGCGCAUGUCUAAAGCGGAUGGCACACCUCCCAACUUCUUGAUGAAGGCUUUGAUCGGAAUGACGGCUGGGGCCACGGGGGCGUUCGUCGGGACUCCAGCUGAGGUGGCGCUCAUUCGAAUGACGGCUGAUGGGAGGUUGCCUCCAGAUCAAAGGAGGGGUUACUCAAACGUCUUCAAUGCCCUCGUCAGAAUCACUAGAGAGGAAGGAGUCACCACACUCUGGAGGGGCUGCAUACCCACCAUGGCCAGAGCAGUUGUUGUGAACGCAGCCCAACUUGCUUCAUAUUCCCAGUCCAAACAAGCACUGUUGGACUCUGGAUAUUUCGGAGAUGAUAUUUUGUGUCAUUUCUGUGCCAGUAUGAUCAGUGGACUGGUCACCACCGCUGCCUCCAUGCCAGUUGAUAUUGUUAAGACCAGAAUCCAGAACAUGAGGAUGAUUGAUGGGAAGCCGGAGUACAAGAAUGGUUUGGAGGUAUUGGUGAAGGUCAUAAGAAACGAAGGAUUCUUCAGUCUGUGGAAGGGUUUCACUCCUUAUUACGCUCGUCUUGGGCCGCACACAGUUCUUACCUUCAUCUUCCUGGAGCAGAUGAACAAGUUCUACAAGAUCUAUUUCCUUGACUCCUAGAUAUGUCCGUAGGGUCAUCAGGGGACAGCACAGGCCAUACUUCCACAUUUUUUUUCUUUCACAUCUGGGUCCCAGUAUAGUUUCUGGUUUUAAUGGUUGGUAACAGAACCAAUGUAUGCGCUGGAUUGUGGCCCUUUGCUGUGGUGGUAACUGUGAAGACCAUUUGGACUCUUAUAUUGCAUAGACUGACUGACCACAUUCUAGAUUGAAUUAAAUGAAGGUAUCGCUCACUCCAGUAAGACCCCUGUUUUAGUUUUAAAUGAUAUUUAUGUAAUCCCCUCCUCCACACAAACUUUUCAUCCUUGAAGGUCAACAACUGUACUGACUUGUCAACAGGCUUAGUUGUAACUUGUGAGGAAUCUUUGUCAAUACAGAUGCAAACCUCUAUUCUGAGUGAAUUAUAAAAGACUUUUCUCUUUCUUCUCAUAAUUAUUUUGAAUCUAACCAGCAUACACACAAUUGUGUGCAAAACACUAAUGAUCACAAUGCAGUCACAACUUAGCCUCACAUCAACAUGUUCUACCAUAAAGACAGCUUUGCAUUGA